AUGACAACGAAGACACCAACUUUAUCACCAACUUCUUCGACACCCUCUUCAAAUAACACCAUUUCUACUCAACCUCAUGUUUCAUUUGCCUCAGCCGCAAAAUCAUCAGCAAUAGAAACAGCAGAAUCGAUAACACUGACAUUACCUCAUAAAGGAAGAAGAGCAAAAAAUUUAUUAAGAAAUUAUUAUGGAUUAGGUCCAGAUGGAAAAAAAGCUAAUCCUUUCGAUAUUGAAAUUAGACAACUUGAUGGUGAUAUGAAAACUUUAGUUUAUGAGAAUUAUAGUAAAUUUAUUAGUGCCACAGACACAAUAAGAAAGAUGAAAAGUAAUGUUGAAAGUAUGGAAUCAGAAAUGCAACAAUUAUCUCAAAACAUCACAGAAAUUUCGAAUGUUAAUUCAUCCAUGAAUACAAUUUUGGGACCAAAACGAGAAAAGAUUCGUCAAUUGACUGGAGUUCAUGAUUUAUUAAAAAAGAUUCAAUUCAUUUUUGAAUUACCUAAAAGAUUGAAACAUUGUUUAGAUCAAAAUUCUUAUACUCAAGCUGUAAAAUAUUAUGCUAAAACGUCACGUCUCUUGGAACAUUAUAGAAGUUUAUCAGUAUUUAGUUCAAUUGAAGUGGAAUGUAAAGAAAUUAUGGAUAAAGUCAUUAAAAAGAUUAAAGAAAAUAUGAAUAAAAAAGAUGUAAGUGUUAAUAACACAUUUUCUUAUUAUUCUAAUUUAUAUUUUAUAAGUUCUGAAAUGACAGAAUGUAUGAGAUUGUUAAUAGCAUUGAAAGAACCUCCUGAAAUGCUUGCCAAAGAAUAUCUUGAAUUAGACAUUAAAGAUGGACGAUCUCCUUCAAAAUCAUCAUCAAAGAAUUUUGAAUAUGUUUUUGCUAAUUUAGGUGAAGAGGAUAACAUUACUGAUUUUCAGCCAGAAAUACAUUUACAAUUAUUAAAUGAAUUAUAUUUUUCAUUAUCAUCAUGCCGUAGUUUAUGUUCAAUUGGAAAAUUAGAUGAAAAAGUUAAAGAAUUAAUUGAUUCUUGGGAAAUUGAUGUUGGAAAAAUAUGGUUUGAAAAAGCAGAAAAACAAUUUAUGGAAUUAUUAUCUCAAAGUCAAUUCAAACAUUUACGUACAUUUGCGGUAAAUAUUAUAACGAAAUUAUCAGAUUACCUGAUAAAUGACUGUUUAAGAGUAAUAGAGAAAUGUGUAAAAACUGAAGUUCCAUUAUUGCAAAUUAAUGGUAGCAUUAAGAACCUUUUGAAAAAGUUUCAAAUACAAUUUCGAUCAUUUUGGUAUUCUCUUAUCACUUCUAUGAUCAAAUAUGUUACUCCUAAAAUACCGUUACCAUUAAAUCAACAACAAAUUUUACCACCACCAUCAAUUGUUAUCUUAAUAAUUUCUCGAAUAUUAUUGGAUUUUGGUGAAUUUGUUGUCACACAAGAAUUGGCCCAAGAUGUUAGAGGAAUUGUUGGAUUUUGCAAGGAUGUUUCCCAAAGAGUUUUAGAACGUUAUUUGGAAGUUAUAGGAAACAAAUUAUCAAAAAAUAUUCGAGAUUUUUAUGGUUAUUCUAAAAAUAUGAAAUUUAGUUCUGAUGAUGAUGAUAAUAAUAAUAAGGUAUCAGAAAUAUGGAUUAAAACUAUUAACGAAUUGACAUUUAUUGAAAAAACGGUGAUGGCUUUAUAUGGACCUCAUGAAGAAAUAAUGGAUGAUAUUGUCGAAAAUUCUGCAAAUUUAAUGUCAAAUAUUGAUAAAUUGUUUUCAGAUAGGAUUGAAAUUUUUGGGAUUGCGGAAUUUAGCAAAGUUGGGAUUAUGUUGGGUAUUAUAAAGAUUAUGUUAAAGACAUGGAUUGAAAUGAUAAGAAUUCAAACAUUAACUCAAAAAACAUUUCAACAAAUACAAAUUGAUUCUGAAUAUAUGAGAAUUAAAUUAUGGAAAUUUAUUGAAGAUGAAAGGGUAUUGAAUACUAUGUUACAAGAAUUAGCAUCAAGUGUAUUUAAAAGAUGUGCAGAGGAUCCCGCUCCAUUGGAUAAUGCGGUAAUUGAAAAAAUUGUUGGAGGAAUAUAA
Molecule: messenger RNA, 2046 nt
Organism: Diversispora eburnea
Lineage: Eukaryota; Fungi; Glomeromycota; Glomeromycetes; Diversisporales; Diversisporaceae
Source: the annotation of a GenBank genome assembly